Messenger RNA from Trichoderma asperellum CBS 433.97, 779 nucleotides. RefSeq lists its product as uncharacterized. The record is from RefSeq and is a predicted model, not a curated record. Lineage: Eukaryota; Fungi; Ascomycota; Sordariomycetes; Hypocreales; Hypocreaceae.
CUUCUAACCACCGUCGUCAUCACACAAACUUACAGCCUCGCUCUCUCACCUUUCAGCCCUGCCCACGUCACACACACACACACACACACACACACUCUCUCUCUCUCUCUCUCUCUUUCUCUAUUACACCUCGACAAUGCCAUCAGACAACGCAGCACAAGACCAGCAGCGCCCCCCCGCCAUCAACUACAUCCUCAGCUUCAUCCUCGUCGGCCUCGCCUGGGGCCUCACCACGCCCUUCAUCCGCCGCGCCGCCCGCUCGCACAAGCCGCCCUCCCACGCCAUCCUCGCCCGCCCGGCCGUCCAGGCGAGCUGGCUCCGGCGCACCCUCUACGGCGCCUUCUUCGCCGUUGUCGAUCUGCUGCGCAACCCGCGCUACGCCGUGCCGCUGGUGCUCAACCUCACCGGCAGCGUCUGGUUCUUUCUUCUCAUUGGCAAGGCCGAGUUGAGCCUUACGGUCCCGAUUGUAAAUGCCAUGGCCUUUCUCUUUACCGUUUUGGGCGAGUGGUUCGUUGAGGGGAAAGUGAUCAGUAGAGAAACUGGAAUUGGAAUGGUUCUGUCAUUGGCCGGAAUCGCCCUGUGUGUUCAAAGCAAGAACUGAGGGGGUUCAUCCCUUGGAGCGUUGCAUAAUGGUAGCAUUUUAGAAACAAAACUCGUUGGCUUGAAUAAAGUUGUAUUCAUUUGAAAAGAUAAUUGAAUGAUUUGAACAAAAAAUCUAGAGUCUGCUCCAGGCAGCUCAGGAAAAAGAAUAGAAAGAGAGAAAAAAAUGUCUAUGGCCC